Messenger RNA from Pseudomassariella vexata, 2960 nucleotides. Its product is annotated as fungal-specific transcription factor domain-containing protein. Gene Ontology annotation, biological process: DNA-templated transcription; regulation of transcription by RNA polymerase II. Gene Ontology annotation, molecular function: DNA-binding transcription factor activity, RNA polymerase II-specific; zinc ion binding; RNA polymerase II cis-regulatory region sequence-specific DNA binding. The record is from RefSeq and is a predicted model, not a curated record. The transcript is spliced from 2 exons. Lineage: Eukaryota; Fungi; Ascomycota; Sordariomycetes; Amphisphaeriales; Pseudomassariaceae. The coding region runs from base 103 to 2685 and encodes 860 amino acids. Gene Ontology annotation, cellular component: chromatin.
CCCCCAUUCAUCCCACAUCCCAGGUCGUUGCUUUUCCAUCUCCACUUUCAAGGUCAUAAGCCGAGUCCACUUCCCAGAUCUGGGAGAUAAUGUCUCCUAGUCAUGGCGACGCAGGAGCCACAGCGAGAAUCACCGGGCAGUGAUGCACCAUACAAGCGUGCUAGUCGCAAAGGUGCCCCUAGACGCUUCGCCUGCAAUGAGCCGGGAUGCGGCAAGCUCUACUCGCGAGCCGAGCACUUACAACGGCAUCAACUGAACCACAACGCCAAGGUCAUCCAUCGAUGCAAUGUCGGGGAUUGCACCCAGGAGUUCGUUCGCCUUGAUCUCCUUGAGCGGCACAAGAAGCGCCAUUCUGGUUCCUACGUCCCACGGAACCGCUCCAGUAGCUUCGCCCUCCCAUCUAAGGCCUCGGCCCCCCAGAUGUCCUUAACAGCAUCGCCGUCUUUUGGGGACCCUGGACCAGUCCGGCCAGCAGCUUUCCAGCAGCAGCCCCAAAGUGCACCAAGAAAUGCGUCGGUUCUUCUCUCACCCGAGUCCAAUGCAGCUCAAACUCCGGCUUCCAUGUCUUUGCCAAACACUCAACACGCAGGAUUGACUCAGGGCUCUGCCCCUUGGGCAACCAUGGAAGACAUGAAUCUCGUUCGUACCAAGCCCGGUUUCUAUGCCCGCGAACCGGCUCCCAUCCCUGAGCACAGUCAUGCAUCAUACGUACCAUUCGCCGGCGUUCCAAUCCCCACCGACCCGGCUGGAUUGAACAGAGACAACUUCGCCAUGUGGCUGUUUGACCCCCAACGGACCUACGCCGAUUACAGCAUGGCUGGUCUGCCCUUCCUCGAAGGCGGCUUGGAGUCCCCGUUCAAUAAUAACAUCCACUAUGACCACGAUUCGCUAACUAGUCGGUCUCAAAUUGACCUCACCCCUCCGCGCCAAUCAGACACGCCUGAGGAACUGAUCUCCGAGUUUCUUCGCCAGGAAGUGCUGCGGUGGGUUCAGGUGUUUCGUCAGAAACAGCCCAAAUACGAGCCCCUGAUUGCUGGUUUGGUGCACGAGGCCGGAGGCGACCUUCCUGGGCUGAACUUGGAUAUGAUGCGGGACUGCAUUCGUCACUACUGGGACCACGUGUCAGCCCGUUUGCCCAUUGUCCACCAGCCAACCUUUUUAGCUAGUCGGUGUUCCGUAUUUCUGCUCAUGGUUAUGAUUGCUUUAGGAGCAGUGUCACUCCACAGCCAGGACACGACAGGAACACUGGAAGAGUACGGGCCGUUCGCUGAUCUCAUCAUUACAUGCGUUCGAUGGGAAAUCCUAACCGCUGACGAAGCCUCGCCUCCUGUAGAUCUGUGGGUCGCGCAGGCACUUCUACUCGUGGAAUUUUACGAAAAGAUGUGCUCGACAAGGAAGCUUCACGAACGAGCCCACAUCUACCAUUCCGCCACACUCACCCUUUUGCGACGAGGAAGCCCAUUGAUAGGACGAUCUGGAAGCGAGUCUCCUCCAGAUGAACCCAUUGCUGCCAACCAUGCUCCUGCUACUGAUGGCAGGACUUGGUGGAUCCGGUGGGCUGAGACGGAGGCCAUGCACCGGGUCGUCUUUGCUGCCUUUAUGAUGGAUGUCGUGCAUGCAGCCAUGUUUGGCCAUACGGCAGAUAUGGCGCCCCAUGAAAUUCGUCUACCCUUACCCUGCGAUGACUCACUGUGGUCAGCAUCAACCCCGGAGAGUGUACGACAGCAAGAAGCCAAUCUUCGCAUGUAUGGCCUCAAGCCCGUCUCGUUCCUUGAUGGUCUGAAGAAAGCCAUCCACGGCGGGCAGAUCCAAACCCACUCUUUCGGCCGCAUGAUUAUCAUGUGUGGCCUGCUCAGUGUCGGGUGGCACUUGAGCCACCGCGAGACACACUUGAAGUGGCUUGACUUGACCCAAUCCCCCACCGACACGAGAGAAAAGUGGUGUAAGAUGCUUCUGAGCGCCUUUGACGACUGGAAGAAAAGUUUCGACGAGGCCAUGGGGUCGAAUGAAGCAGAAACAAAUACCUCGGGACAACGUCCCGGAUCCAAUGGCCUCAUCCAGAGUGCCGCAGUGUUGUACCAUCUUGCCCAUAUUAGCCUUUACGUCGACAUCAUUGAUUGCCAGGUGUACGCGGGGGCCAAGCGUCUCCUGGGCCGCAAGAUCUCAACGCGAGACUAUACCAACGUAGUGACGCGUAUGAAGUCCUGGGCAGCUCUUUCCUCGACGACACAUUCAGUUCUCCACGCCUUCAAACUGCUUCACUGUAUACUUGUUGACCACAGUCGACCGAGAAAACGGCCCUAUGAGUACCAGAAUGGCAGUUCAGGGGCGGCAUACGGGAUCCAGUAUUCAUGUCGCAAUGACCCUGACCCCCACAGACCUUGGAUCAUGUACUACGCUACCUUGACCAUCUGGUCCUACGUCAGAGCACUUGGCUAUCCCAGGAGUCCAUCAAGUCAAAUGUAUUCAUCUACCAUGAGGCGUACGGGUAUCAUCUCAGACUAUCUAUCAAAUGUUGCGCGACUUUCGGAACUCGAGUCUGCGGCUACUUCUCUUCAUAAGGACCUACCUCUUCUGUUAGAUGCUAUUGGCGCUCUUUCGGCUGAGGCACAUUCAGAACUGCUCCAAGAGGCACAUGGACGACUGGAACAGUGCAAGGAGAUCUUGGUGUCUGGCGCUUCAUAAGUUUGAUGUAAUCAUGGAGAUCGGCUGUUGACAAUAGUCACCUGAUAGUAAUGCAUCUUUUGAUUUCCAUCAUCAAUUCAAACCCUGGGAGCCGCAACCUGAGCAAUGCAAAUUCGUUGAGCGAAGUUGUGGAUAUCCCAGAUGGGUUGCUUGAAAAUCUUGUAGAGGCUAGAACCCCCCGAGUCCGUUACAUAGUAGAUGAAAGUACAAGUCAAACUUUCAUCGAGAAAUAUGUGAGUUUAUAAAAAGUGUCAAAUGGAAAUAAAUUUAGAACC